Molecule: messenger RNA, 2372 nt
Organism: Amphibalanus amphitrite
Lineage: Eukaryota; Metazoa; Arthropoda; Thecostraca; Balanomorpha; Balanidae
Exons: 2
Coding region: 1572-2372 (266 amino acids)
Source: RefSeq, a predicted model, not a curated record
GGGCUGAAUUCAGAUGCUGCGCCCGGCGCCGGUCGGCGGACGGGAGCGGUGGAGUUGAGUCGGACGGGGAGUCCGUCUGUCCGGCUGUCGGACUGUCUGAGCGAUCGCGCCGUGCCGCCGUCCGGCCUCCAGCCGGAGAUACGUCGUGAGUCUGUUGCUAGGCGUAAGUGCAUACUAGUGAAGCGGCAGGGAUGUCCCUCGCAUUGCACUAUGCGAGCUAGACCCACACCAGGGUGAUAUCGGGACUGCAUGCAACGUUCUUUCCGAGCAGCCGCCGUCAUAUACCGUCUUACUUUCAUUAUUCUUCUUUCCAGCCUGGUCAACGGGCAGCGGCAGGCUUCUGUGGCAUCUGCCGGCGAGUCCUGUGUCAAACAGUCACCGGGCCUGUCAGCUCAGCCAAUCGCCAGCAGCAACGGAGUGCCGUAGGCCUGCCCAGACUCCGGGUUGGGCGGUCUCCAGUCUGGUGCAUUAUAACGCCCGAGUUCCCACGGCGCCCACACCGGAUGUGGGAGACGGCGAGAGGAGGCGGCAGCGCCCCGCGUCUUCCCUCCCCUCCUCUCCCCGGGGCGGGGAUAUGACACCGGACCGGUGCAGCGGGGAGGGGCUGUCAGUUGUCACUCCGCCGGGAGAGGAACAGGGAGGAUCUGAGCGGAGGCCGCCACGGGUGAGUGGGGAGGUCACGGUAGGCCGGCUACCAGUUCCGACUUCCGGAAUACAGGGAAUGUGACUGGAACUGUGCGCACCGCGUGCUCUGUGGUUUGUGGAUGGGGCUAGUUUAGAUUUUAGGUUUGAGUUGUAACUUACCCGUGUUGUCUUAACUUUUUAUUUAUUUUUUAGAUGGAGUGCGUGUUUAAAGCCAGGAAAACCGUGGAUUCAUCGAGGAUUCACAAUAGUGAGAUAGGCAUGGGGAGGACAGUCUCGAGAGUCGUUAUUUAGCCACAGCUGGUCGUUGGGCGAAGUUUGAUGGUGUUUGAACGAGGCGUCACGGGAUGCCCUCAAUGUGCUCUACAAAUGACACUGGGAAAACUCCCAUGUACGGUGGGAGUGUCUGCUGCUGUCGUCUCAUCAAUCUAUGACGAAACCUGACCAUAACGCGUCGUCUGAGAUCGGCUCCCACCCCGCGCCCUGGCGAUCGUCCCACCCCGCCCCCAGAUCAUCCCUCAGCCCCGGUACAGCCCCCCCCCCCAUCCCCUCGUAACAGCCCCCUCAGCCCAGUCGGCAGCCCGGACAGGUGCCGGCCGGCGGGCCCUGACGUCACGGCAGCGUCGCUGGCGGCGCGGCGCCGGCGCUGUUUUGGCGCGAAGCGGCGGCCGUUGGCGGCGCCGGCCGGCAGUUGUCCGGUGGCGCCGGCGCCGAGAGGAGCGGGGCGCUGCGAGAGCGAGGGGAGCCAGUGGAGCGUGCGCCGACGGGAGGAACACGCGCACAGCCCCGCCCGGGGCGGAGCCUACGCAGGCGCGCUGCAGGAAUGCCGAGAGGGCCGCCGCCGGCCGUCGGGGCGACACCAGGCGCGCGCAGCUCGCCGCCGCUGCGGUCCGGCCGCCGUGCGCCGCUCCGCCUCUGACCCGGCAGCCAUGCUCAAACACAUCGCCGCCACCAGCGGCGGCACCAUGGAGCGGCGCCCGGCCAACGGCGACGUGCGCCACGCCAACGGCGGCCCGCAGCCGGCGCCGCGCCUCAACGGCACGCUGCCCAACAGGUCCAACUACCCGCACGUGCACAACGCCACGCUGCGCUCCAACGGCGGCGCGCACGGCUUCAAUGUCAGUGCCUACAGCACCGUGAGCAAGCACUCUCAGACGAGUGGCAGCGUGAGUCCCGGGCAGACGGCCACCACGCGCACCACGGGCCUGGACCAGUCGCGUGACCAGUCGCAGCCCAGCGUCGACAUCUCGGCGCUGACCGCGCUCAACGCCUCGGCGGCCACCCGGCUGGACGUGACGGGUCGCGGCGACGUGACGCUGCCGCCGCCGACCCCGGCCGCCGCCGCCGCCGCCGCCGCAGUCGCCGGGCUGGGCCCAUCCAAACGGACAGACUCGUUCUGUGAGCGGCUGGUGCCGCCGCUGCCGCGCGACGCGCGCGUGAAGCGCAUGCUGUGCUGCCUGGGCCUGCUGUGCCUGUCGUCGCUGCUGCUGGCCAUCCUGGCGUCCAUCUUCCUGCUGAAGGUGACGCCGCUAGACGUGGACGAGUUUUCGCACCUGAUCAGCGGCUACCGGCGCGCCGUCGACGCCCAGCAGUACAUCAAACUGUACGAGGUGACGGUGGCGCUGUCGGCGCUCAGCGUCUGCCUCAACCUCUGCUGUCUGCUCGUGUGCGCCAUUCAGUUUGUGCUGUGCAUCAAGCUCUCCAAGCCGCCGGGAAACGAUGACAGGUGA